Messenger RNA from Postia placenta MAD-698-R-SB12, 414 nucleotides. RefSeq lists its product as hypothetical. The record is from RefSeq and is a predicted model, not a curated record. Bases 1 to 414 code for a protein of 137 amino acids. Gene Ontology annotation, cellular component: endoplasmic reticulum membrane; intracellular membrane-bounded organelle. Gene Ontology annotation, molecular function: heme binding. Lineage: Eukaryota; Fungi; Basidiomycota; Agaricomycetes; Polyporales; Adustoporiaceae. The transcript has 6 exons.
AUGGCUGAAUCCAGGGUCAUCACCUACGAGGAGCUCAAGGCGAACAACACAAAGGCGAGCCUGUAUGUCCUUAUCCACCAGAAGGUGUACAAUGUCGCAAAAUUCAUUGACGAGCACCCUGGAGGAGAUGAGGUGAUUCUCGCAGAAACCGAUGUUGCAGGCAAGGAUGCAACGGAGCCAUUUGAGGACGUUGGCCACUCGGAUGAGGCGCGUGCGAUCCUCAAGGACCUCUACGUUGGCGAGUUCGAAAAGAAUAGCACUCUCAAGACAAAGGGGGGAUACGACAGCAGCGCAUCUUCCAGCCAGGCCGUCAACACUGCAGUGCAACAAGGGUCAAAUCUGAUGUACUUUGUUCCUCUCGGGAUGCUCGGUGCCUACUUUGCGUGGCGGUACUACUCCAGCGGCACUGUCUAG